This is a messenger RNA of Dioszegia hungarica, 5055 nucleotides long. RefSeq names its product putative leucine repeat-containing protein. The transcript has 8 exons. The coding region runs from base 1 to 5055 and encodes 1684 amino acids. Gene Ontology annotation, molecular function: protein binding. NCBI's taxonomy places the organism in Eukaryota, Fungi, Basidiomycota, Tremellomycetes, Tremellales, Bulleribasidiaceae. The record is from RefSeq and is a predicted model, not a curated record.
AUGUCCAACCCAGGCUGGCAUACCGACGAGCUAGGCGAAGAAUGGGUCGAAUCGGGCUCCCCUCCUCCCGAAUCUCCGUCAGAAAAACGUCGAUCAACCUCAAAACCCCCUACUCUUUCAGCGUCCACAGCCAAGGGGUCCAUAGCCAACAAGCGCGGCUCGCUACGGUCUCUCGGAUAUUCUGCGCCAAGAGGUCUACCGUCGCGGAACGCUACGAACGGUAGCCCGGAGAGGGUGGUCUCAGGCCAUGGGAGCGGAACGCGAUUGCAGCCAUCAGGCGACUUUCUCGUCCCGCAAGGAACGGGAAUACUGUCCCCGCCUUCUUCGCGGUCAAGCUCGGAGGGCGGACCAGACAUCGCGGCGGAGAAUGGGACGGUGGCGGUAGCAGGGACAUGCGUGGUCAAGGACGGGGUGGAGGAUAACCGUGGAGGAGCGCUGGCGAGACUAGGCGUCAAGUCAAAAGACAUCUUCGGAAAGAACGCGCUAGAACGGAUGUUCGAGCCGCCAUCGCCGCCCACUGCAUCUUCGGACCCACCCCCCGCAUCUGCUCCCCUCGAGAUCAAAACCCCCAGUCGCCCACCUCCCACCUCCACGCCCAGCUCGGGCGCUUCCUCGGUCGAAGAGGUCCGCCGCGCCUCCCACCCCUUUGCCCCGCGCAACCCCAGCCGCCUCAGCAAAUCCAUGACGCCAUCCUCUCACUCUUCCUCUCUGGCGCCAUCGGAAACCUCUCAGCUCCCGGCGGACGAGUCUGCCCUGGACGACACGUUGCCCGCUGCGGAGGAGGACGAGAACAGCAUGUCCCUGCUGGGGCCGGACGGGGGUCCGCAUGAUGUCGAGCAUUCAAUGCAGCAUCUCUCCAUUGAAGGGGACGAGGUGGAUGGCAGUCCUCUAGCGAGAGGUGCUACCCGCUUCCCCUUCACAUUCAACGCACCUAUCCGCUACUCAUCCGGGCAGACCGGCUCGGGCACGGCAAGCGGUUCAGCUACCGUCCGGGGGGGCUCUAUAAGGCAACUUCCGGCGGAUGACGACUUUGAAGCACUCUUCAAUCAGCCAGACAACGGCGACGGACCAUCUCACUCGACCAUCCAUGACAUUGCCCUUCCUCCCGACGCCCGCGGCAAGCGUGGUGCUCUCCCUCCUAAAUCCCCCAAACUCCCACCAAACCCCAAUCUUCGCCUCUUCCGGUCAACAUACGACACGUGCACCCGGGAACACCUCUCCGCCAUCGUCGACUCUAUCGGGAUCGAGGCGUCCCCGUCCCCUCCUCCUCCAGCUUCGGCGCAAUAUCGCGAAUGGUCUCCCGCCGACUCUGCUUCUCCGGGUGGACAUGAAGGGAGUGGUCGGAGUGGAGAAGGGGAUGCGGAUAGCUGGGGAACGGGGACUGGGACACACUCGUCCGAGGAGUCGACAGACUCGAGGAGUAGCAAGCGGCUGCGCCUGUCUCCGCCUAGUCCAAAGCGGCAGCCGAGGGAUUGGGGCAAUGUCGGACUGGAGAUUAUGGGCCGGAUCAAGGGGAGGCAGGUGGAGGAAAGCACGACGAGCGCGAGUCCGUAUCAGUCGGGAGGCAGCUUGGUAGAUGAAGAGGACGGUCCAAGCAUCGAGUACCCCGUCAUACCGCCUACGCCUCCCCUCGACCGGCGCGCUCCUUCCCAACAGCCAUCAUCUCAUCUCGCAGCAUCCGCAUUGCCUCGUCAGACCUCACACAAGCCCGGACCCAACGGUAAUCACCGGUCCAACCCCUCUACCGCAUCCUCUGGCUACCUCCGUACCGCCGAGGCUAUGAUGGCCAAUCUUCGACAACGCGCAGUCUCGGACAGCGCCUCUGCUAUCUCUGGCGGUGCACAAACUGCCGACUCGAGUGCCGGCGAUGCGCGGAAACCGCUGAGCGAGACGGACGAGAAUGUGGGGAGCAGCGAGACGGAUGCGUGGAGGUCGGAGUGGGAGUAUGGGGGCAAGUCGCAUCGAGGUGGGAGUAUGAGGGGAAGCAGAGGCAAGGGACGCGGUGCAAGUCCAAGGAGACUUCUGAGGCGCCUGAGUGCGGCGGAGGAGAUGAAGCGAGCAGGAGAAGACAGCGCGGAGGAAGAGGAAGAAGAGCGUCCGCCCGCCCAGCUCCGCUAUGGUUCGGUCCGGUCUCGACAGGCUGUCCCUCGUCCUGCUCUUGAAGCGCCAUCCAGCCCACCCGGCCAAGGCGUCAAUACGGACGACCUCAACCGCUACGUUUCGUCCACUACCGUACCCACUACCCACACAUCUACCAUCUCCACCUCAUUCGUCAAGCAUGCUGGACCAAAAGGCAAAGGUCCCAUGCGCGUUAUUCGGCCCGACGAGGUUAACGGGCUUGUCGGGCAGCAGGUCGGCAAGAUGCGGUAUGAUGCGACUCUGAUGCGCUGGGUGCGCGAGCGCGGUGGGAGUGGGCUGGAGCGGGUCAGUGAGGGGAGCGCGGAGGAGAGCAGAAGGGUGGGGAGCGAGGAGAGCGUGGAUGUCUUUGCUGGGAUGAGUGAGGAGGGGUCCAGGCGGGGCUCGGCUCAGCAGGACCCAGCGCCAGAGCAUGCUGGUGCCGAGGAAGAGCAGUCCGACACGGAUACCGACUCGAAUGCUGGGGCGGAACUCGCAAACAUGACUACGAUUGACGCUGCCGCGCUACUCGAUACGUCCGAAUCAGAGGGCGAAGAGGAAGAGCCACGAGCUGCUGGGCUGGCGGUCCCGACUACAGCUCUCACCUCUUCCCCUCUAUCCCUACCCACACCCCUCCCCGCGCCAACUCCCGCGCGGCCGGCAGUCUCGCACACCAACUCUGCUCCCGCCAUCCUCACUCCCCGUCCGUCGUCGGCCAAUCCUCUACCUAUCCGCUCGGCCCUCCGGAACCCCAACAGCAACGGCCAGCUCAGCGACGGCACCCCUGGUCUCAAAAAGAAGGCCUCAUGGCUCGAAGAUCUCCCCCUUACUCCCUUCGCCGAGGGGUCCCGAUCCAUCACCCGCUCUGUUUCCUUCUCGGACGGCAAGAAGCAUGGCAAGAUUGAGGGGCUGGAGACGGGCGGUGUGCUACCCCGGGGUGGGCUGAAACGAGCGAGUACUGGUCCUGGAGUGAUGAGUCUCUCUGAGCAGCUCCGGGGGCUAGGGGAGGAGGUGCGUGCGGCAAAGGACAAGGCUGGCAAGAAGGCGAUGCCGGCUCUGGAUGAUGUCUCUGGACCGGUGGUGGACGAGGAGAUGAGCGGGAAGGAUGGGGGCGAUGGGAAUCUGUUUGAUCGGAAUGGGAUGAGCUUGUUGGCUAGCGCGCGAACGAGGCGGAUCCAGGAAGUAUUGGGCGAUAUGGAAGAGCUCAGUCUUGAUAAUAUCACUCCCUCCAAGCCUAGUCGAUGGCCUGAACCGGUCCGACCACCAGCGCUCGCGCCUACGCCCAACCCUCACGCGGCUAGAUCAGCCUUUCAACCUGUCCCGUCUGGUGCAGCAGACGCAUCCCGGGCGGACACGACACAUGACCUCUCCACGCUCCCCGCGCGCUCAUUCCGCCGAUCCCGGUCCCACCGCGAGAACGCCGUCGCCACGGGUCAAGCCACAUUCCUUACCGAGUGCUCCUUCGCGGUAGCGUCAGACCAGCUCGUCAAGGUCAUCACAGACGUACAGCCGUUCGAGCCAUAUUGGGAGACGUUGAAGGAGGUGGAUCUGAAUGGGAAGGGAUUGGAGGGGGUGGGUAGGCUCAAGGAGUUCUUGCCGGCUCUGGAUGAGGUCAACCUGAACGACAAUGCCAUCUCAUACCUCACGGGAAUACCUUCCGGCGUCCGAGCGCUCCAGGUUGCAGGGAAUCGAUUGAGCUCUUUGACCUCGGUGGAUCACCUGCGGAAUCUCCAAGUGCUUGAUCUGUCCCGGAAUCAGCUGGAUAGCGUGUCCCAACUUCGCUGUCUGAAACACCUGCGCGACCUCCGGGUGGAUCAUAAUCGCAUCACCGACCUAUCGAGCAUUAUGAACAUGGACAGCCUCGUCAAGCUCAGUGCGCGCGGGAACCGGAUCGACAAGCUCGAUCUUUCGGUAUCGAGGUGGAAGAAGCUGGAGCAUCUCGAGCUUCCAGAAAACGGGCUCGGCGAGGUGGUUGGUCUAGAAGAGCUUGAGGGUCUGGUCACGCUCAACCUGGACGACAAUGACCUUAUCACUCUCUCCUCCGCCUCCCCGCUUGUCCGCCUCCGAACGCUCAAGGUGUGCCGGAACGACCUGGCUCUGCUCGAUAUGGAACACUUCCCCAAAGUCCGGACCCUGUACGCAGAUGAGAAUCGCCUGCUGGGGCUCAAGCGCUCCGAUCGAUCCAGGAGCCGGCUAGACUCGCUCAGCUUGCGGAGUCAGCGAGCGAGGGGUUUGAGGCUGGCCAAGGGGGAGAUGGAAGGUCUUAAGCGGCUGUACAUCUCCGGCAACGACUUGUCGCCCGACUUCUUCUCUUCCGGGCAGCUCAAUCAGCUCACGUACCUCGAGAUGGCUGCGUGUCGCCUAUCCGCUUGGCCGAAGAGUAUCGCCGCUCAGAUGUCCUCGCUUGAGGUGCUGAAUGUCAACUACAACUUCCUCGAGGAUCUGGCGGGACUGAAGGGUAUGCGGAAUCUGAGAAAGGUGUCGGUGGUAGGGAAUAGGCUGGAAGGUGGAGAUAGGGGGUUGAAGGGGUUGGAGUCGCUGGAAGAGGUCGAUCUGAGGAUGAACCCCAGUACCCUCGGCUACUACAUCUCCCUCUUCAUACCCGCGCACACCGCUCCCGCCUCCCGUCCCCACCUUGCUCGACCCAACAAGACCGCCAUCCUCCUCGGCCGUACCGGACCCAAUGCGACCCUCUCGGCCUCCACUCGCGGCUCCACCACGUCCAUGUUCUUCCAGCAACAAGAGACAGGCGCGGACUGGGCCGAGAUGGAUACGGAAUUCCGACGGAAUCUGCCGGAUAUGUGGUAUGGCAAGAGACUGGCCUAUCGGGGCGGGAUCAUGCAGCGGUGCCCUAGAUUGCGGGUGCUGGAUGGUCUGGAGGUAGGGGAGGGGGAGAGGAAGAAGGCGGCUGAGCUGUUGCAGCGGGCGAGGAGAGCAUGA